CAGCUUUGACAACUACUCUGCCAAUGUAAUGGUGGACAGCAAGCCCGUCAACCUGGGCCUGUGGGAUACAGCUGGACAGGAGGACUACGACCGGCUGCGCCCACUGUCCUACCCACAGACGGAUGUUUUCCUCAUCUGUUUCUCCCUCGUGAGUCCAGCGUCCUACGAGAACGUCAGAGCUAAGUGGUACCCAGAGGUUCGCCACCACUGCCCCUCCACUCCCAUUAUCCUGGUGGGAACCAAGCUGGAUCUGAGGGACGAGAAGGAAACCAUUGAGAAGCUGAAGGAGAAGAAGCUGUCACCGAUCACCUACCCCCAGGGCCUCGCUCUGGCUAAGGAGAUAGACGCAGUGAAGUACCUGGAGUGCUCAGCUCUGACCCAGCGUGGUCUGAAGACCGUGUUUGAUGAGGCCAUUCGUGCCGUGCUCUGCCCACAGCCCACCAAAGUCAAGAAGAAGGGCUGCAUCCUGCUGUGAACGACCCAGGACCAGAACCUCUAAACCUCUGACCCCGUGGUGAAAGACGACUCAAAUGUUUCCUGAUAGUUUGAAAUAAAACAGUGUUUAGUUCUAAAUCUACAGCUGAAAGUCUGAACAAAAAAAAACCCUUUGUCGCUUAAAGAUAUUUUUAUACACACACUAGUAAAACCUAUAGUUUCACAUAACACCAUGUUUUCAGUCAUACAGUAACUAUACAGGUGAAAGCCUCUAAACAAGAACAAACAAUCCUGCAUCGCUCCAAACUAGAAACAUGGCUCCUCCAUCAUGACCUAAAUGAACACGAACCUACAGCACAACAAGAGGCUGGAGUGAGCAGGAUAUUUACUAUUAAAUGUACAAUUCUAUCAGAAUGAAUCCUUAAAUAUUGUCA
Messenger RNA from Betta splendens (Siamese fighting fish), 869 nucleotides. RefSeq names its product ras-related C3 botulinum toxin substrate 2-like. Gene Ontology annotation, molecular function: GTP binding; GTPase activity. NCBI's taxonomy places the organism in Eukaryota, Metazoa, Chordata, Actinopteri, Anabantiformes, Osphronemidae. The record is from RefSeq and is a predicted model, not a curated record. Gene Ontology annotation, biological process: small GTPase-mediated signal transduction. The coding region runs from base 29 to 475 and encodes 148 amino acids. The transcript is spliced from 5 exons.